AUGCCUCCGAAACGCAAGAGGCCUGACCGUCCCUCCAUUGACGGCGGAAGACCUCCACCGCAUCAUCCAGAGGACGUGCCUCAAAUCUACUACGAAAUGGGUGACGCCGGUAGUCGAGAUCGAGGAGGGUAUGGUGCGCUCAAUCGUCGUGACUCGAACCACGGCCGACGAUCGUCCAUCCACCACAACACCCAGAACGUCCAGAACCAAACUCCCAGCCAAGCUCAAUCGCCCCCUGCGACAAUGAGCAAGCAUCCAAAAACUCCCUCGUCGCCCGCUGUCAGAAAGCAGCCGGGCCCUUCGCCAUCAGUCCCGACGCUCAACUCGCCGGUUCCCUCUCAAGCCGCCAUGGAGCCGGCUCAACGACCCGCCCAUUCCGUCCGGUCGCUUUAUUUCUACGACCAGCUCACAGACGAAAAGAUUCGUACCUGGGCUGAGCAUGGCCGUCAGCAGAUAGCUGAGCACGGCGUGCAAUCGCGCGAAGACAUGGACAGUACCGAGCUCUCCGACCUCUUCCAAGAGUUUGUCCACGCCGUUGUUGAAGCCAGACUUGAUCCUACCGACGCUGGAACCUGCGUCAAGGAGAUUUUGGGCGAAGACACAUCCGGAAUAAUUAAUAGUUCCUAUCCGUUUGCGCCUCACUCUCUCUUUCUCGACACCCUAUCCAUCAUGGUGGAUAAUGACCCGGACCUGUAUCGACCUUCUGUCAAGCAAUUCAUCGUCGCCACUGGCGUGUCGCCAACCCUGAUGCGCGAAAUCCUCGACGCCCCGCUCCUGCAGCAGCUGGGUUUGAUUAGAGACAACUUCGCCAGGCUAGGCGUCAGACAGGCAACAAAUCUUCUCUACCGGCAGGCAAACUACAACCUGUUGCGUGAGGAGUCGGAGGGCUACUCCAAGCUCAUCACCGAGCUGUUCUCCACCAACAGCAUACCGCCGCCGCCCCCGGGCAAGACGUUUGAAAAGGUCAAGGCCUUGAUCGGCACCUUUGACCUCGACGUCGGCCGAGUUCUGGAUGUCACGCUUGACGUCACCGCUUCCAUCUUGAUCAAGCAGUACAAGUUUUUUGUCAAGUUCUUGCGAACCAGCUCCUGGUGGCCCUCUUCGCGAUUGUCCGACGACUCCGCCUUCGUAGGAGGCCUGCCAGCCUGGGCCGAGCCCGACUACCCCCACUGGGUUACGAGCGAGGAGGAUGAAGAGAUAAACUCGCGCCUUAAGCUCGAUCGAGACAUGGCCUUUUGGGAACGUGCCAGGGACGUCAAGCUGACCGCUUUCUUCGAGCUCGGUGGAAGACGCGUCAUGGAAGAACAUCUCCAGCAGGAUCCUGCCACCGGCGGUAGCGGCAGUGGCGAAGCCGAGCUGGACGCUGCCCAGAAGUGGAUACGCGAGACGAAUACCCUCCCUGCGCCUGGAAACCGAGUCGCCGCACAGUUGCUCGGUUUCAAGCUUCGAUUCUACAACUCUGACAUUCGCGAAAAAUCCGACGUCCUCCCCGCCAAUCUUCUGUACCUUGCCGCUCUUCUCAUCAAGAUCGGCUUCAUCUCCUUGGCCGAUCUCUACUCACACCUGUCCCCUGAUGACGCCGAAAUGGAAAAGGUUCGCGAUGAGGAGAUGGAGAAGCAGGCGACGGAGCAGCGCGAGUCGCAUGGCGGACAGAUGAAUGCCCUGCUCAUGGCCGGCGUUCUUCCCCAAGGAGAGGACGACAACCCGUCGGCCGUCAACACUACGAGGAGAGAGACGGCCAAGAGAGUCGAGGCAGAGCAGAAGAAAGUCGCCGUCGAGGAACCUGUCGACAAUAAUAAGCUUCAGCCGCCCCUCGAGCAGAAAAUUUCUCUACUCACUCAGCUCCUGACCAUCGGUGCCAUACCGGAGUCGCUCUUCCUACUGGGUCGUUUUCCAUGGGCCGUCGAAGUCUUCCCCGAUAUCCUCCAGCGAAUCCACCGCAUUCUUCAUGUCUGUCUCGAUAAAGUAUACAACGACAGUCGACCGUCUCCUGCCAUCAGCUUCCCCGCAAAACAAAUGAUAGACAUCGACCAAACCGGCAUGCCAAAGGGCAGUGUUCGCCUUACUCAACCACCCGCCAAAAAGGUCUGGCGCUGGCCGUUUCCCGAUAAGAACGACACAAACGAAAACCAAAACUAUCGUUUCUACUGGGACGAAUGGUCGGACAACAUCCCGGUUUGCCAGACUGUCGAUGACGUCUUCACGCUCUGCGGCACCCUUAUGAAUAUUUCCGGAGUCAGAAUCGGCAAGGAUGAGGCUCUCCUGUCGAAGCUCGCCUCCAUCGGCGCCAUGAGCCUGGCCGAUGAUCAAUCGGACGCCAACCGCGCUCGCUGGGAGGAGCUGUUGCGACGCCUGCUGUUACCCGCACUCAGCCACACAAAGGCAAACACGGCGGUUGUCCGCGCCAUCUGGGAGCUCGUCAAGCAGUACCCGCUCAUUACCCGCUACAACAUGUACGCCGAAUGGUUCGAGGGUUCAAUUUCUCGGCUGCCGGCGAUGAAGGCCGUCUUCUCGAAGUCUGCGGCCGAGACGAGAGCGACGAUGAAGCGAGUAUCGCUCACGAAUUUAAGCGAGAUGGCCAAGCGGUUGGCAAAGACCAGCUACUCGUCGCCAGGCAUCGUCUUCAAGGUUGCUUUUGAGCAGUUGGAGGUCUACUCCAACUUGAUCGAGGCAUUUGUCGAAUGUGCCAGGUACUUCACGGACCUCUCGUACGACGUUUUGGUGUGGUCGCUGUUGACUUCGCUCGGCAAGUCGAGAAGCCGCGUCCAGGAAAACCAUGCCCUCACCACCAGCAAGUGGCUUACCGCCCUGUCAAGGUUCUCUGGCAAAGUCUUCCGACGAUACUCUCUCCUCGACUCUGUACCGGUUCUCAAAUAUGUUGAUGACCAGCUCUUUAACGGAAACUCGACUGAUCUCGUCAUCCUGAAAGAGUUCAUCUCCUCCAUGGGAGGCAUCGUCGAUUCGGUCGAUUUUACCGACUACCAGAUACUGUCCAUGGCCGGUGGCUCAUGGCUCCGUCGACACACCCUGAUCCGAGCCCAGGAUAAGCGGUUCGACAGCGUGAAAAGCUCGGAUCGCCUUAUGCAGGCGCUUUGCGACUCGAAGCUGGCCGCGCGAUUGCUGAUCAACCUCUCUCAAUAUCGACAGGUAGCCAUCUACCGCGUUCCGGAGGACGAGGCGCACAUCAAGUACCUCUCGUCAAUAUUGGACGAUUCUCAUCAGUCCUUGAUUCAAUAUAUUGACUUCCUCUGGAGCAACCUCGAGCCGGCGGCGUUUGACGCGAUUGUGCCGUCUAUCCCCAGGCUUAUCCGUUCGUUUGGGCUCGAGACGGAUAUCGCGUUUCUGAUCGGCAGAGCCAGCCUCGCCCAUCGCAUGUUUCCGUGGAAAGACGCCAAGGCGUCGCGAGACGCGAUCGAGGCAGCCAAAGCCAUCUCCGACAAGGAGGGAGAUGUGACCAUGUCAGGAACGAAGCCCAGCGCAAAGGUGCCCUCGCCUUCGGGUGCUACCGAUGGCGAGGAUCAACAAGUAGGUGCUAGCCUGUCGCCCAUUGUUUUGGGCCAACUCCGGGCUAACGGGAAGCAUCAGCAGAAACCCGACGAUCAUUCUCUCACUCGAACAGUCUUUACGGCAUUGCACCCCAUCGUGAACUCGAUCCAAGGCAGCGUUGACCCGGGAGUCUGGGAGAGGAUGACACCGGAGUUCUACGCCAUCUUCUGGGCAUUGCAACUUGGAGACCUCUGCUUCCCUGAGAACAUCUACUUGCAAGAGCGGACCAGGCUCAUGGGCGAGUGGCAGGCACUGGCGAAUGACCGUUCAGACAUGUCUCGCAGGGCACUGGAUCGGAAGGCAGAGAAGAAGAAGGAGUUGAUGGACAUCUCCGGCUAUCUGCUAGAUGAGCUCAGCGACCACGGGCUCCGAAAGGCGAAAUGGAAGUUCUAUCUAACCAAGCAGUUUCAGGUGGCCUUCCCCGACUCUGCGGCCAAACCUGAGAUAAUCGCCGACUUGCUGCUCGAGCACUGCUUCCUUCCCCGCGUUCGUCUGUCGCCCGCAGACGUGGAGUACACGUACAGGUUUAUCAAGGCACUUCAUGAAUGGAAUGCGCCUGGUUUCCGCUUCAUGGUCUUCCUUGACCGGCUUUUCAACACGAACCGACUGCGAACACUCAUAUUCUCUUGCACCGUCCGAGAGGCAGAAUACCUGGGACGGUUCCUGAAGCUGGUCCUGGCGGAUCUGUCGCGAUGGCACAAGAAUGAAGUCGACAAAAAGGCCAAGUCGGCCAAGGACGCUCUCGGAGACUACGACAAGGAAGCCAAGGGCCCUAGUGACCAGCCUCGCAUCGGUUUCGCCAUCAAGGUGAACAAUCAGGGAAAGCCUGAAGGCUUCGUCGACCAUUCCCAUUUCAGGGACAUGCUAUUCCGAUGGCACAAGAACAUUAACAUGGCACUCAAGAGUUGUCUGGGAGGUUCCGAAUGGAUGCACAUCCGAAAUGCCAUUACGGUUCUCAACGCCGUCUUGGACCACUUCCCUGCCGUGGAUUUCAUGGGCGCACAGUUCCUAGCGCAGCUGCAGGUGAUAUCGAAGCGUGAGGCGGCCGCGAAAGAAACGACGUUCAGCGAGGAAGGCGGCCGAGUCGAUCUGUCCGUUGCGGCCCAGGGCGCCAUGUCCGAGCUGCAGAGACGCAAGUCGAGGUGGAUGAUGGUUCAGGCUUUCCGGUCAAACGCCGUGAGUGACGCAGUCGUGACGAUUGUGAGCCGUGUUGACACCGUUUCCAAGGCGGCCGGUACCCAGCUCGAGACUGACAAGCCCACGCACCCGCUACGGCCGACGGCGCCUGAGUUCCGACCCCAGCCUUCUCAGCCCAUUGCUCGGAAGCCAUCCGCUGCGGAGGAGGAGGACGGUGAGGUGCGAGAUUCUAAGCGACGCUUCUCGGUGGGCACUCCAAAGGAUUCUCUGCCUUCGAAGCCUUUCGACGCGAUCAAAGACUCCAAGAAGGAUGACUACUCUCGCCACAAUCACCGCCCUAUGGGACACAAUUUGCCCAAUCGACCAGAUGUGCCGAUUCCGGCCCUCUCUACGCCGGAGCGCUAUGGCCUUGGGACGGCAGAGAAGUCAGGGAGCCCCAUCGCGAAGGUUGGGAGAGACCAUCCGACCAGGACCGGCAGGGACGGCCCCGAGAAUAUGCCGAACGGAGAACGACGGACGGCGCCGGUGAGAUGCCUCGUCACGACCUCCCUCCGAGACCACAUCGGGUUCGCGGCAGCGCCUGCGAAUGAUCCUGCGGCUGACGCAGCCAUGAACCCUGAGAGAGCGGCAUUUUUCGGCAAUGAUGACGCCGAACGAACCCCUGAUCAUGCUGCUCGUCGGCCAGAGUCCGAUCGCCAGCCGCGAGGACGCUCCCAAACUGCAGCCGACUCCAUGGACAUGCAAAGCGCCGAGCGAGGUACAAUGGCGGAAGACCACAAGGAUUCCACACCGAACUCGCAAGGUCGACCACCAAGGGACGAAGGGCGCGAGAGGAUACCAAGGACCGCAUCACCGCACCGAAGCGGUCGACUGCAAGGGUACGGGCCCCCAGCCGGCUACGACGACCGACAGGGCCGGCCCUUUGCGUCGGACCCACGGCUUGAUAGGGAUCAUCGCAAUAGAUCCCCGUUGCCAGGGAAUUUCCGAAGUGACUGGGCAACGGACCGCGAUGCGGCAACAGACCCGAUGCGCAGCUCCCCUGGUUUCCAUCGACCAGGCCCCCGCAUUCCCGAAUCGGACCAUCGACUGCCUCAUCAGGACCAGAACUAUGGGCGAUUAAAUGCCAUCCCAUCGACAUCGGACAUUCCGUUGGGUCCUCGUGGCCGAGGCCGAGGCUCGACUCGUGGCGGGUACGGCGGUCGUCCCGACGGGCGACUUGUGCCAGAUACAAUACGAGCACCAUCGCCAGAUCGAGCUCCGCCAUCGGGCCCGACUAACGGUCGCAGGUUCCGUGGUGGGUUCGAUCACGGCGGCGGCUUUCACAUGGACAGGAAGCAGAAUUACUUUGGUCACGGAAAUGACGGGUCAACGGCAUCCACCACCUCGGCUCCGCCAUCACGAGGUGUUCACCCCGACCGACUUGCACAGUUGGGCACGCUGCCGCCUCACAUGCCGCUUCCCCAUGGAGAAGGUUCCUACGGUCGGCACCCGAACAGCGGAGACAGACAUGUGUCGGGUACGCGGCAGCCGUAUUCGGCGAUGGAUCUUUCAUCAAUGGAACCGGGAGUGUCAACGGGCCCAAUCCCGCCCGGUGAUCGGGCGCGAGGUGGUGGGGACAGACGACAGCUGGCUGGGAUCAACAACAUGCUUCAGCAAUCCCUGACGCUGCCUGAAGCGAGCAGAAACAGCGGCAUGCGGGCUCAGCCACGACCGCUGUUGGGCAAUUCGGACGCCCAGGUGCUCACGGGCGGCUCGGCAGCUUCCACCCCGGGAGUGGACCGUCAAGAUGUCCUUUGGUCAGGGUCGAAUGGCGCCGAGAAUCAACUGAGGCGCGACUACCGCGGCGACCGGCCUGAUCGGUCGAGUCGGUCCUCUCGACGCGGCAGUCGUGAGCGCGAACGAGACGCCAGCCCGCGUCCCGGCUGGGAUGGCGAGAUCAAGGAUCAAGGAGAAUAUCGCGACAGGCGGUCGACAGGCGGCGUAGAGGCCGGCAACAACGAACGCGAGUUGCGCAGACCGGGCCGGGAUGGCAGUGGACGCGACUUGAUGGGCUUCCCCCCCACGGACGGAAGAGACCUGAUGGCGGGGAGGGAAGGAGGACACCGCGGAGAGCCGAGAGUUGGGGUGAGCCGAGCGGAAGAUUGGGUUGGAGGUAACGCUGGCGGUGGCGGAUAUCGAGGCGUUGGACGUGGAGGUCCGAGAGACGGAGACGGCCGGCCCCCCGAGGAGCGACAUGAAGUCCGGGAUGAUCGAGGCCGGAAGAGGCGCAGCGUGGAUGGUGUCGGCCAUCUGACGAGCGAGCGCGAGAAGCGGCCGAGGCGCUAG
Molecule: messenger RNA, 7008 nt
Organism: Drechmeria coniospora
Lineage: Eukaryota; Fungi; Ascomycota; Sordariomycetes; Hypocreales; Ophiocordycipitaceae
Exons: 5
Coding region: 1-7008 (2335 amino acids)
Biological process (GO): mRNA export from nucleus; mRNA processing
Cellular component (GO): THO complex part of transcription export complex
Molecular function (GO): mRNA binding
Source: RefSeq, a predicted model, not a curated record